Messenger RNA from Cotesia glomerata, 1430 nucleotides. It is a transcript of the gene PCNA, whose product is annotated as proliferating cell nuclear antigen. The record is from RefSeq and is a predicted model, not a curated record. NCBI's taxonomy places the organism in Eukaryota, Metazoa, Arthropoda, Insecta, Hymenoptera, Braconidae. The coding region runs from base 160 to 948 and encodes 262 amino acids. Gene Ontology annotation, molecular function: DNA polymerase processivity factor activity; DNA binding. Gene Ontology annotation, biological process: mismatch repair; regulation of DNA replication; leading strand elongation. The transcript has 4 exons. Gene Ontology annotation, cellular component: PCNA complex.
AGAAAGAUCACGAGGGAAAAUAAGGCUAACAUUUUCGACAUCGCAUUUAGUAGUUGGGUUGCUUUGUUGCGUUACCAGUCCGAAUAUUUAUUGGGAAUUUGUCUCAGUUACUUCAUAAGUUAUCAGUUCAUUAAGUGAUAAAAUUAACAAAUUAUCAAGAUGUUUGAAGCAAGAUUAGUUCAAAGCGCAAUUCUGAAAAAAGUUUUGGACGCUGUAAAGGAUCUUUUAUCAGAAGCAACCUUCGAAUGUUCCGACUCAGGAAUCCAAGUCCAAGCCAUGGACAACGCUCACGUUUCCUUGGUCUCAUUAAAUUUAAGAAGCGAUGGAUUUGAUAAGUACCGAUGUGAUAGAAAUCUCUCAAUGGGAAUGAGUAUCCCGACUAUGGCCAAAGUUCUGAAAGGAGCCGGAGCUGAAGACACUGUAACUCUACGAGCGGCUGAUAAUCCUGACACAAUUACAUUUAUUUUUGAGCCAUCCGGCAAAGAAAAGUUAGCCGAAUAUGAGGUCAAACUCAUCAACAUGGACCAAGAACAUCUUGGAAUUCCGGAAACUUUUUACUCUUGUGUCGUCAAAAUGCCGUCAGCUGAAUUCGCUAAAAUUGUCCGUGAUUUGUCUCAGUUUGGUGAAACCGUAGCCAUUGCUUGUUCCAAAGAAGGAAUCAAGUUUUCUGCAGCUGGAGACUACGGAAGCGCAAACGUGAAGUUGGCACAAACAGCCGAUGACUCAAACGAAGAGGAGGCAGUAGUUAUCGAAAUGCAAGAAACAGUUAAACAAUCAUUCGCUUGUCGUUAUUUGAAUAGUUUCGUCAAGGCAACGCCUUUGUGUAGCCAAGUAGUUUUGUCCUUGUCAGCGGAUGUUCCUCUUGUUGUUGAAUACAAAAUAGGAGACAUUGGACAUAUCAGAUAUUACUUGGCGCCAAAAAUCGACGAGGAAGAAGAGAACUCAUAAAUUCUGCUGAUUGUAUUAGUAUUUUCUUUUUAAAGAAAUUCAUCAUUUCCUUAUCAUUGAGAUUAUCAAGUAUUAAAAUUUUGUUCUCAAUGAAUGUAUAAAUAAGAUUAAUUUUUUGAUUUACUUAAGUCGAUGUAAAUGAUUGAUUUCAAACGUCUCAGUGCCUUCAUAAAUAUAAAUAAAAAAAUGAAGAAUAAUAAAUAUUUUUCAAGACAAUAUAUUAUUCAAAUUUUACAUUUAAAAGUUAUUUGGCUUGUUGCUGUGCUAGAAGAGAAUAACGUAAGAUCGACGCUUGUUUUUGUAUAAUAAAUAAGAUCGUUAGAUCGUAUCAGUACGAAUUUUUUUCUGUUACACAUAAUUUUUUGUCAUCGAUAUUAAUUGUAAUUUCUUACUCUCUUCUUUUGUUAACAUGCACGUUUUCAUUUUUUUUUUUUUUUGUAACAUCUAAGAACUUAAUACAUUUUGGAAGAAAAAAAGUUAAA